UGUCAGUGUUACCUGAUCACGAGAGGAGAAGGAAGAGGAGGGACAGCCCCCCUUUUGCAAACGCCUCUCGCUUCUUUUGCACAGAGAGUGUAGGAGCACCUGGAGGAGACCUCGGUGUUCCUCAACCAGACGACAGGAAGAGACAGCAGAGAGAGACCAGGCUCACACAGGGCUGACCAGCGAGUCAGGGGGCUCUACGCCUCAGGGCUCUGGCCCUGUGUUGCAGACUCGUCUCACAUCUGCCUCAGAACCAGUGGAGGAGCACCUGAAGGAGACCUCGGUGUUCCAAGGAUAGAGACCCACCACUGACAGUCAUCAUGUCACACAGGGAGCAGGCGGCCCCCAGAGGGAGGGAGCCAGCAUGCCUGCUGUGUCGGCAAUCAGAUGCUGACUCGGACAUCUGCGGAGAAAAACUCUUCAUACAUGGGUUCUGUGCCCACGAGAACUGCCUGUAUUUUGCCAACAACUUUCCUGACCGCCCGAUUCAUCGAAGAGGACUCUGGUGUCUUCACUCAUGGGAGAUCCGAGAUGUAGUCUCCCAGGCAGCAGAGCAGAGCUGCAGCAUCUGUGGCCAAAUCGGGGCCACCAUUUACUGCUGUAGAAGACACUGUGAUGUGAGCUUCCACCUGCCCUGUGCCAGGCAGGGAGGCUGUGUCACCCAGUUCUGCAGACCAUUCAGGGCCUACUGCGCUGCACACAGGCCAGAGCAGGCAGUGGAGGCGACUCCAGAGCCGGGCACCGAAUGCCUCAUCUGCAUGGAGCCUGUGGAGGACAGAAAGACCUUCAACACCAUGGUGUGCCCAGCCUGCAAAAGUGCCUGGUUCCACAGGGACUGCAUCCAAGUAGGAGUGGUUCUGUCACCUGGGGGCACAGCAGGGGCUCAGCAGCACCAGGGCCUCACUCUGGCUGUUGUGUUUCUCCUGCAGGGACAGGCUCUGCAUGCUGGUUAUUCCUCCUUCCAGUGCCCCCUCUGCAGAAAUGAUGACGCAUUUCGCAAGGAUCUGCUCACCAUGGGGAUCCGAAUCCCCCUCAGACCACCAACAUGGGAGGGCUUUAAUGCAUUUGAUGAGCUGGGAGACAGACACAGGCGCUGUGAUGCCAGUGAGUGCCUUUUUCCAGGAGGCAGGCAGGAGGCAGAGGGACAGGGGCCCUGGGAACUGCUCCUGUGCUCCUCCUGUGCUGCCGAGGGCACCCACAGACACUGCUCUGGCCUGAGGAGCAGUAUAACCAGCUGGGAAUGUGAUGGCUGUGCUGGCCUGGGCACAUCCUCCCGAGUUGACUCCCGGCUUCCUGGUGUCAGCAUGGCCAGGCAGUCAGGACUGGAGCCUUGUGAUGGCUCCAGGGAACCCCAGACCACCAGCACCAACGCAGGCAUCCUCGUGCUACCAGGGCUGUCUCCCAGUUCUGCACCACUGGAGACCAUCAGCCCCAGCACCAGCGCCCAGGUGCCAGCCCCUGGAUCUUCAGCACCACAGACCAGCCACCGCCGUACCAACCGACAGACAACAUGGGAGCAGCCUCUGCAAACUCCCUCACAGGAGACGAGCAGCUCCAGCCCUGAGAGUCAAGUAACAUCGGGGUCAUCCCAGAGCACCUUCACAGAAACCGAGGACAGCAGCAGCUCCAGCAGUCGGGGGCCUGACCGCCGGCAAAACCACCCCCGCCAGCAACAUCGGGCCCAAAAUCCACACUUUCGGUCCAGAAGUCCCCUGGACAGGACCCAUGAGCCAUCACCAAGUCCUGGGAGGCGCAGGCCCAGGCAGAGACCAUCGGGGACAUCCCGCAGGCGAAACCGCUCCCGCCUGCAACGUGAGACCCCAAAUCCAUCCGGCCGGUCCAGAAGUCGCCACGACAGGAGCCAGGGGAGAGCACCCAGUGCUGGGAGGAGCAGCCGCAGCCGGGAGACAUCAAGGACAUCCCGAACACAAAAUCACUCCCGCCAACAACAUCAGACCCCAAAUGCAUCCGGCCGGUCCAGAAGUCGCCGUGUCAGAAACUGUGUGAGAGCACCAAGUGCUGGGAGCCGCAUCCCCAGCCAGGAAGCAUCAGGGACAUCCCGCAGGCGAAACCGCUCCCGCCGGCAACGUCAGACCCCAAAUCCAUCCGGCCGGUCCAGAAGUCCCCUUGACAGGAACCGCACGCCAGCACCGAGUGCUGGGAGGCGAAACUCAAGGGAGACAGCAGCCAGGACUUCCCAAAGACAACAGCACUCCCGCCAGCAGCGUCGGACGCCAAACUCAUACAGCAGAUCCAGAAGUCCCCACGACAGGAGCCGUGUUAGAGCACCCAGUACUGCCAGGCGCACUCACCGGUGGGACGGUGAGACACGGACCCACCACUGACACGUCCCACGUCAGACAGGGAGGAGGAGGCCCGGAAGGGAGAGAGCCAGCAUGACUGCUCUGUCAACAAUCAGAGGCUGACCCGGACAUCUGUGGGGAGAAAAUGCAGAAACAUGGGAUCUGUUUCCACGUGUUCUGCCUGUUUUUUGCCAGCCACCUUCCUCUGCACAAUGAUGAUCAAGUACAACUCCAGGGCUUUCUCCCAAGGGAUAUCCUACAUGCAGUCAACCGAGCUGCACAGAAGACCACCAACAUGGGAGGGCUUUAAUGCAUUUGCCCAGCUAGGAGACAGACACAGGCACUGCGAUGCCAGCGAGUGCC
Molecule: messenger RNA, 2663 nt
Organism: Pseudopipra pipra
Lineage: Eukaryota; Metazoa; Chordata; Aves; Passeriformes; Pipridae
Product: G2/M phase-specific E3 ubiquitin-protein ligase-like
Cellular component (GO): nucleus
Source: RefSeq, a predicted model, not a curated record